AAGCGACAAAAACUUGUUUCUGGAGUUUUACACCUCAGUUUUGAAAAUGCAGGGCAGAAUGUGGGCAGGACUUUUACUUGCACCUCCUUUUUCACAAAGAAGUCAAUAUACUUGUAGAGCAGUAGAAAUCUGUCACUCAGGAGAUAAUAGUUUUUCUACAUCCAACAACCAAAAUUUACAGUAUGGAUCCACAUUCAAAAACAGUGCUCUGCUGGAUUUGUCUUCAAGUGAUCUUUGCCUCUGUUUUGUCGGAUGUGUGGAAGGCAGAAGUUGAACCUGAAAUGAAGGCACUUGUCUCAUCUUGUGUUGUGUUGCCCUGUAAGUUUAAUUACCCUGGCACGGAGCUUCCUAGCUCUCGGCUGAAGGGAAUCUGGCACGAAAAGUCAGACAAAGAGCGAAAAAUCUACGACGAAGAUUCUUUAAACAUCGCCGAUAGCUUUAAGGAUCGCACAAAGCUAAUUGGCCGACUGAGUGAGAAAAACUGCUCACUGGAGAUAGAUGAUGUAAAAGACCAUGACAACGGCCCAUUCUGUUUCAGAAUUGAAAUUCCAGGUAGAGAUAAAUUCUCCUUCGUGGAGCAGUGUGUGAACAUCAUCAUGAAGUCUGAACCUGACAAACCACAUCUGGAUAAAGAAGAGUCCUUCGUGGAGGGAACACCUGCCAUCUUUAAGUGCACUGUCAUACACACCUGUCCCACACACCAGCCAACUAUUGAAUGGAGUCGUAAAGAUGUUAAAACUCGUUCAUCCUAUAGGGACCAGGGCCAUGGAGUAUGGGAAGUGGAGUCCCUCCUAACCUUCACUACCACAGAGCAGGAUGAUCACACAAACAUCACCUGCACUGUCACUUAUUAUGGUGACAGAAAAACUGCAGUCACUAGCAAGAUAUAUGUCAAACGUAAGGAGAAUUUCUUUCACAUCAUUGUUCCUGUGGUUGCUGUGUUCGGGACUGUCAUUUUAUUUGGAACUGCAUGCUUCUUCGUGACCAAGAGAUACAAGCAACAGAUCCAAGAUCUCCAAUCCAGAAAUCCAAAUGGGGUAUGGAGUCGUCUCUCCAGAAUGUCUCAUAGGGUCAGGUCAGUUGGAUGGAUGAGGAGUAUGAAACAGUGCCUGAUUUUUUCACAACUAAUCUAAGUAGACUUAUCUGU
This is a messenger RNA of Clarias gariepinus (North African catfish), 1147 nucleotides long. Its product is annotated as myelin-associated glycoprotein-like. The transcript is spliced from 8 exons. The record is from RefSeq and is a predicted model, not a curated record. Bases 183 to 1133 code for a protein of 316 amino acids. Lineage: Eukaryota; Metazoa; Chordata; Actinopteri; Siluriformes; Clariidae.